This is a messenger RNA of Procambarus clarkii (red swamp crayfish), 810 nucleotides long. The record is from RefSeq and is a predicted model, not a curated record. NCBI's taxonomy places the organism in Eukaryota, Metazoa, Arthropoda, Malacostraca, Decapoda, Cambaridae.
AUGGGAAUGUCUAUUAUAAACCACCGAGGGGCCCUUCGCGCCCCUCUAACACAACAAAAGUUUGAGAUAAAAACCAUCAAAGGAGCACUAGAUGCUGUGGCGCUAGUUGGUGUGGAGCUAGUUACUGUGGAGCCAGAUGCUGUGGAGCCAGAUGCUGUGGAGCCAGAUGCUGUGGAGGUAGUUACUGUGGAGCCAGAUGCUGUGGAGCCAGAUGCUGUGGAGGUAGUUACUGUGGAGCCAGAUGCUGUGGAGCCAGAUGCUGUGGAGGUAGUUACUGUGGAGCCAGAUGCUGUGGAGCCAGAUGCUGUGGAGGUAGUUACUGUGGAGCCAGAUGCUGUGGAGCCAGAUGCUGUGGAGCCAGAUGCUGUGGAGGUAGUUACUGUGGAGCCAGAUGCUGUGGAGCCAGAUGCUGUGGAGCCAGAUGCUGUGGAGCCAGAUGCUGUGGAGGUAGUUACUGUGGAGCCAGAUGCUGUGGAGCCAGAUGCUGUGGAGCCAGAUGCUGUGGAGGUAGUUACUGUGGAGCCAGAUGCUGUGGAGCCAGAUGCUGUGGAGCCAGAUGCUGUGGAGGUAGUUACUGUGGAGCCAGAUGCUGUGGAGCCAGAUGCUGUGGAGGUAGUUACUGUGGAGCCAGAUGCUGUGGAGCCAGAUGCUGUGGAGGUAGUUACUGUGGAGCCAGAUGCUGUGGAGCCAGAUGCUGUGGAGGUAGUUACUGUGGAGCCAGAUGCUGUGGAGGUAGUUACUGUGGAGCCAGAUGCUGUGGAGCCAGAUGCUGUGGAGGUAGUUACUGUGGAGCUAGUUGUGACUGUGUAG